Molecule: messenger RNA, 2015 nt
Organism: Mytilus trossulus (common blue mussel)
Lineage: Eukaryota; Metazoa; Mollusca; Bivalvia; Mytilida; Mytilidae
Product: fucose-1-phosphate guanylyltransferase-like
Exons: 3
Coding region: 98-1909 (603 amino acids)
Molecular function (GO): transferase activity, transferring phosphorus-containing groups
Source: RefSeq, a predicted model, not a curated record
AGAUAACUCUAUUUAGAAAUCUAGCAACACCUGUCAAAUUUUCAUUUGUACGUUAGCAUUUGAAACUUAUGUACAAGAGCACCCUGAUAUUAUCUUAAUGGGGGAUCCUGGUAUCACUACUUUUAUGAAAAAUGUUCUCAGUAACUACUCGUCCAUUAGAGGUAAAGAUAAAGACAGUGGCCAUGCAAAAUUUUGGGAUGUGGUAGUCAUAACAACAGCAGAUGAAGAUCAGAAAGAUAUAUUUGAUGCUCAGCUGAAAGACAAACUAGACAGAAAGGAAGUGCCAUUAAAUCUACCUAUUCAUAUCAUAUCAGAUCCACCGGGGACUAAACUUGGAAAUGGAGGUUCUACUUUGACUGCUUUGGACUUUCUACACACGGAGUAUGGUGCUAGUUUGUAUGACUACAGGGUGUUACUAUUACAUGCUGGAGGGCAGAGUAAAAGAAUGCCUAGCGCUAGCAUACUGGGCAAAAUAUUCUCUGCAAUCCCCACUGGGAACCCUUUAUACCAGAUGUUAGACUUCAAACUAGCAAUGUAUUGGCCAUUUCUACCUAGGAUGCCUGCUGGGGUGUUUCUAUCAUGUGCAGAUGAUUUCUUGGUUUAUAACCUUGGUGAUGAAACAUUGCCAUGGAAAUUUGCAGAGACUGGUUUUACAGCUUUAGCUCAUCCCUCCACUAUACAGAUGGGUACCCAGCAUGGUGUGUAUGUUCUAGAGAACCCUGAAAGUAUAGACACAUCCAAACAUAUCUUGAACCAGAAAUGUACAGAAGUGUUACAGAAGCCAUCGGAGACAGUUAUGUACAAGAAAGACGCUGUAAUAAAAGACAAAAAGUUAAAAUUCCCAGGUGAUAUAAAAGUCAAAGGUCAUGUAGCUUACACAGACAGUUCUUUCUUCUUUGGAAUGGAUGUUGCUAAGAAACUAAUUGGUUUUUACAAAGAAAAUUCUCCAAUUACUUGUGAAAUAGAUGCUUAUGGUGAUUUCCUUCAGGCUCUUGGACCAAAUGCUACCAUUGAUUACACAUCACAUAUCCCUAAUGUCAGCAACCCAACAACAAGCCUGGUACCAACCAGAGAAAAAAUCUUCAAUUUACUGAAAGGAACUGAUAUCUCACUUCUAUUGAUGAACUCCUCUAGGUUCAUACAUAUUGGAACUACUAAAGAAUUUUCUCAACAUUUCUGUUUCGACAAACAGUUCCAAGAAGAAGUAGGCUUAGAAAUGGAUGUCUUCAAUAAUUGGGUAGAAAAUAGAGAAAGUAAAGAGUGCUCAAAGAAGAUGAAAUUUUCCGAUGUCAACCAAGGUUGUGUAAUGCAUUCUUGCUUAACAUCAGAUUCAACUGUAUCACCUGGUACCGUUGUUGAAUAUUUCCAUGCGGACAUACCUGUAAACAUUGGUCAAAAUUCUAUAAUUAGUAACUGUAGUUUGUUGACAUCAGAGCUGAGUGAGAGUCUAGAUCAGUGUGAUGUCCCACACGACAUAUUUUUACACACUGUGCCUGUAUUUCACAAUGGUUCCACAAUGUAUGUCACAAUCUUCUUCCACGUAAAUGAUAAUCUCAAAAAACAAGCACCUGCUAAGGACCUAAUCUUUCUACAGAGGACACUUGGUGAUGUAUCAUCUAUAUGUAAACUAGACGUACAAAAAUUAGCAAACAAAGGAAGCGGUGAUGGAGAAAAUUCAGGGAAAUUAAGUCUUUGGACAGCUCAAAUUUAUCCUCUUGAGAAAACAAUGUCAAAAUCAUUUCUAUUAUCACUAAAAACUAUUACGAAAGUAAGAACUGAGAAUAAGUCUGAUUUGUAUCUCAAAGAUUAUCCAUUAGUUUCCAUUGCUGAAAUAUUGAAAAUCAAAAAUUUCAAAACUAUGUUGAAUUUCAGAAGCAAAUUGAAUAGAACUAUACGUGACAAUCAAUAGGGGUUUUAUUUAUGUAACUGUAAGGGGAAAUAACUAUUUUUUAUAAUUAAAUUAUUUAUUAUUAUAUAUUCAGAGGUAAUUUUUAAUAAAUUUGGUAAUACAUAGA